AUGGAGGGCGACGACGCUUCGCACUGGCUCAUUUCUGGAACAAAACCUGCAUCAGAAGCAUACCUAAAUCAUCUUGAACGCACAAACCGUUCAAAAAGCUUCACGCCACUGCCCCGUUCAGUGCGUUCGGAAGGGAACUACGCGGUAGCCACCUCUAUGCGUACACAGUCUCAUCGUCCAGACAGCCCUCUUUCGCCCCAAAUAUUGGAGGAGGAUCCCAAGCCGGUUUUAAAUCAAAUCGUAGGCACAGAUGCACUCGAAUUUGACAAAGGAGCUGCCUUCAUCAACCACUCUGCAGUUCUGGCGGAGAAUGAGUCGAUUGUUGGCUUGUCACCACCCGGGUGGACGGGCGGAUCUCGAAUCUUGCAGUCACACAUCGAUAGGGGUGUAAGGGUCCUUGUGUUGUUGAAAGAUCUGUCGUCCAUACAGAAGUACAUUGACAAAUGGUUCUCGUUUGCGGGAGGCGUAGUGAUCAUCGAACCCAUGGUGAAGAUAUACCUCGAAGGGCUGUGGUCUACGUGGCACAAGAUCCUCGAGUCCUCGAAAGCUGCUGAUCUGCAGGCAAUGUCUGCACAGAUAUGGGAGAAUACCUCAAAGCCACUGUCAAGGUUACUGAAGCGGGACACGACCCCUCGCGAAUUUUGCUCGAGCGUCACUGGUCCAGAUCUCAGAUGGGAAGUGAUUGGUAUCCUGGCAUCUUUGGUAUCGCUUGUCGCGCAGUCCCUAAAAGAUGGCGACCCUGUGUUCUGCUCCCACGACGCCGCCCCAGUUCAUCGAGUUUCUUUAGCUGCGAGUAUGCACAAUGUCUCAGAAGAGUGCACCAAUUUCUGCGAUACUCUCGGUGUGCUCAACGAUUUGUAUUUGUGGCUGUUAUACGAAAACUCUGUCGCAUAUUGCUCGCUACGUACACGAGGGAGUUACGAUAACUGGAAGAAGACCUCAGCACUAGCUGCAGCAUUGCAAUGUGCAAACUUACAUCAAGAAAUCACUGCCGACGAGCACACUCCUUUUUUUAUUGCUGAACUACGCAAACGGUUGUUCAUCUGCGCCUACAACAACGACAAAACCUCGGCUGUUUCUGCUGGGCGACCACCGAAACUUACUAGGCUUUACUGCCGUCUGCAGAUUCCGCUGGAUCUGACAGAUGCUCAGACGAUGUCAGAGGGAGCGGAACUGCAGGCCACGAUUGCAGAGCUGGAUGAGGAAGGUUGGAACCAAGAAGGCGCUGUGCAACGCAGUACUUUUGCGCGAAUCUCUGCGACUAAUGCUCUGAUCACUGAAGAGAUCCUGGAAAUAUCCCUUGGCUAUCUAAUUCCCGAAGAGAUCGUUCGCCGUGCUGCAGACAUUGAGGCUCGGGUACUGAAAUCCUGGGACGACCUACCAGAGUUCCUUCGCAUCGACUUCAGCGACCCCUGGAACUCUCACCGCUCACCGCUAGAGCUUCUGUUUCUUGUUGUCAUUCGACUCGCGAGUUUGGAUCACCAAUUUCUACUACAGCGCACAUUGAGCAAGAAGGUACAUUGCGAUUUGACGAACAUAAAUUUGCAGUUACUGUCCGUCUGUGCCGAGAUCUUCAGGAUGGUAGUCAUGCUGGUGGACAGCAAAGACUACUUCCGGGAUUUCCAAAUCGACUUUGUUCAAAUUCUAGCUGUGCAUGGGAUUCCUGCCGCUGCAGUUCUAGCCAUGGAACUGCUACAUCAAGAACAAAACCCUACGUCUGUUUUGGCGCAGGCAUUUCCGCUGCAUCGCUCUGAUACAAUACAGAGCCUCUCCGUAUUUGUGUCGUGCUUGGGAACGAUCAGGCCAGAUGCCAAUGGAUAUCAGAGCUGCGAUCGAGGGAGGGCAUUCCUGAAGAGGAUACUAGAUCUCAUCUUGGGUCCAGGUCCUGCUUUGUCGAGAAGCGGCCAAGCAGAGGCGGAACAGCUAGCCGAUCCCACCCUUGGAGCACCUCUGUUUGAGCCUGGGGAUGAUGGGGAUUUCAUGCGCUGGCUCGAUGAUGUGACUUGGGAUCAAGAGACCUGGAUCAAUCUCACUUCGUAG
Messenger RNA from Ascochyta rabiei, 2040 nucleotides. RefSeq lists its product as uncharacterized. The coding region runs from base 1 to 2040 and encodes 679 amino acids. NCBI's taxonomy places the organism in Eukaryota, Fungi, Ascomycota, Dothideomycetes, Pleosporales, Didymellaceae. The transcript is spliced from 3 exons. Gene Ontology annotation, molecular function: DNA binding; zinc ion binding. Gene Ontology annotation, cellular component: nucleus. The record is from RefSeq and is a predicted model, not a curated record. Gene Ontology annotation, biological process: DNA-templated transcription.